Centruroides sculpturatus (bark scorpion) is the source of this 1589-nucleotide messenger RNA. RefSeq lists its product as uncharacterized. The record is from RefSeq and is a predicted model, not a curated record. Gene Ontology annotation, molecular function: RNA-DNA hybrid ribonuclease activity; zinc ion binding; nucleic acid binding. Bases 1 to 1422 code for a protein of 473 amino acids. Lineage: Eukaryota; Metazoa; Arthropoda; Arachnida; Scorpiones; Buthidae. Gene Ontology annotation, biological process: DNA replication, removal of RNA primer. The transcript is spliced from 2 exons.
AUGGGAAAUUUGGUGGAUAGCACAGUAUUAAACAAUAUAUCAAACCACCUCAACAGGUACAAGCUAGACUACAAUUACCAACAAGCAAUGUACCAUCCCAGGAUCACACUUGAUGAGUACUUCUCCAUGGAAGGCCCCAUGGCCCCAACGAACUUCAGUAUUUACACCGACGGAUCAAGAUCCGUAAAUGGUGUAGGCUGCGCUUUCGUCGUCAUGAACAAGAACAAGAACAUCUACCAGGCCAGCCACAAGCUGGCUAAUCACUGCACGGCCAACCAGGCAGAGUCCCUGGCAAUAUACAGGGCCCUCCAGUGGAUUCACAAAAACAAUGCCAGCUAUAAGUUCAGUAACAUAACUAUCUACAGUGACAGCUGUGUGGCUUUGCUACAACUGAAGAACCUCAAUAUCAAGCACAACCUUGUUCAUAAAAGCGUCAGUCUCCUUCUCACCCUAAAAGAAAACAUCACAAUAAACUUUUCCUGGGUCCGUGGCCACUCCGGGGUCUCUGGGAACGAGAGAGCCGACCUGCUGGCCCGCACCGCUCACACCCGUUGCCACAACUAUUCCUACGACCUAACACCGCCCAUCUGGAUGAAAAAUGUCAUCAGGGACCACACAUGGAAAAUCUGGCAAAAUAGUUGGAAAUUUGAAAAAAUACAAAAAUUGAGGUCAGAAGAUCUGCUUCUAGAAACAGCCUCACCUCAACAGUCUGCAAAACUUUUGGCAAUUAAGACACUCGGAGAUAUAAAAGCAACUAUCACCCCACAUGGAAGUCUAAACUUAUCACGUGGUGUAAUAUCAGAGAUUGAUCUGAUGUCUGAAGAUGAAUCAGAUAUUCAGAUCGGCCUUUCUGAUCAAGGUGUAACUGCCGUUCGACGCAUCUCCAUUCAUCGAGAUGGCAAGUUAAUUGCUACUAAACACUUAAUUUUAACUUUUAACAAAUCAACAUUGCCAUCUUUCAUUACUGCAGGAUAUCUGCGCUGUCCAGUCCGCCCGUACGUUCCAAAUCCGCUGCGUUGCUUUAAAUGCCAACAGUUUGGACAUUCACAGACAUCCUGCCGAGGCAAAAGCGUAUGCGCACAGUGUGGGACUGAAGACCACGUUAGUACUGAAUGUAAAAGUAUCCCAUGCUGUGUGAACUGUAGAGACGCCCAUCCUUCUUACUCUCGGAAAUGCCCUGCAUGGCACAGAGAAAAAGAGGUUCAACGUUUAAAAACCAUAAAUAAUAUAUUAUACACAGAGGCCCGUCGUAUGGUCACCCAAAGUUUACCAACAAAACAAAAAACCUUUGCUGCUGUGUUGAAAUCUACCAAGACAUGUGGGGUUCAAACAGAUAUUUCUGUCUCCCCAAAGGAAUCUCUUAGGCUAAGACUCCACUACCGUAAAAACGGCAUAAAAACCCCUCGCCGUAAAAGUUUUUAAUCACGUGACCUAUUUGCGUUUGCGCUCGGAUUAUAGUGGAGGUCCGGCUAGCGCGAAGUUUUUACGGCAAUGAUGCUGCCCCAAGUGUCGCACGUGAAUUGGUAGAAACGAAAGACAGUUGUAUAUGUGAUAUAUCGAUAUAAAGACAAUGAUUAUAUUCUACAAGU